GCUGGUUUCUCCAGCCAGCCAACAAGUUUCUUGUGAGCCUGGGUCACCUCUCCUCCCCCGUCCUGUCUCGUCCCUUCUCCUCUCUAGCUAGCUCCCCUCCCUCCACCUCUCCCUUCCAUCCCCCGCCCCCGCCUAUCGCUCGCUCGAGUUCGUGCGGCGCAAGCAUCGGCGGGAUAGGAAAAGCCGCGGCGAAUGCGACAGGCGCGCACGCGUACAUCCUCCUCCGAUCCCCCGCGCCGCCGCUGCCCCGGCGCCGGCGGCGGCGACAGGGAAAUCAAGGGCCAACAGUGCGAACGAGCGUCUCUCUGCCAGUACCUACCUGUAGAGAUCGAUCAAGCCCUGCCAUAGCUCUCGCCAUCGGCCGGUCCCUGCGGCUGGCUUGGCUGGCUUCUCAUCGUCAGCGGUGGCUGCAUCCGUCGAUUGGUCGAUCGGUCGAUCACACCGACGCGUAGCUGGCCGGGGCUAAUUGCUAGCUACCAAGCUAUUUGAUAGCUCGGUUCACGCCCGUCCUCGCGCUCUAGCUACCCCGGCCCGCCCGGCCCUGUAGUACUAGACCAGUACCAGUAGCACCACCCUUGUUGCUUGCUCCCCUACACUUCUUCUUCUUCUUCUUCUUCUUCUUCUUCUUCCUUGCUCUACAUAUUUAAUUAAAUAAUCCCAGCACCAAGCUAUAUAUACUCCCUUCCUACCAGCCACCAGAGGUCACACAAGCGCCAGCUACAGCAAUAACAGCAUGGUAUAGAUCAUGUGUGUUGCAGCAGCAUGCCAAUAAUUCUUACUCCUCCUCAUUAGACCUCACCUCCUUCUACCUCCUCUUCUCCUCAUAUGCAUGUGCAGAUCAUAUAUAGCCAGCUGCAGAUAGGCAAGUAAGAUUGCUUGUGUCUCAACCGUAUAGGUUCAUACAGCAGAUCAGAUCACAGUGCAGAUAUAUAUAGACAAGUUAGCAGGAGAUCGAAAAGAUCUCUAGAUAGAUACAUAGCUAGGGAUCAUCCAUCGAAGUCGAAGCAGCAGGUAGCUAGCUAGGCCGCCAGCUGCAGGCAUGGGCCUGAGGGACAUCGAGCUGACUCUCCCGCCGGGGUUCCGGUUCUACCCCAGCGACGAGGAGCUGGUGUGCCACUACCUGCACAGCAAGGUGGCCAACGAGCGGAUCGCCGGCGCCGGCGGGGCCAUGGUGGAGGUGGAUCUGCACACCCACGAGCCCUGGGAGCUCCCCGACGUUGCGAAACUGAGCACGAACGAGUGGUACUUCUUCAGCUUCCGCGACCGCAAGUACGCGACGGGGCUGCGCACCAAUCGCGCCACCAAGUCCGGCUACUGGAAGGCCACAGGCAAGGACCGCGUCAUCCACAACCCCAAGGCCGCCGGCCGCGCCGUCGUCGGCAUGCGCAAGACCCUCGUCUUCUACUGCGGCCGCGCCCCCAACGGCAUCAAGACCAGCUGGGUCAUGCACGAGUUCCGCAUGGAGAAUCCCCACACACCACCCAAGGAGGACUGGGUCCUGUGCAGAGUUUUCUACAAGAAGAAGGCCGACACGAUGGAUUACGCCAUGGACAGCGACCAAGACGUCGCCAUGCCUCGCAGCGCUGAUCAUCCGAGCUACUCGCCUUCAUUCCCCGCCCUCGGCAGCGGCCACUACCAUCUGCCACCGCCGCCGCCUUCCGAUCAACACGCCGGGGCUGGGGCCGGCUCCCUCAACGACUUCCCCGCCGCCAUGGCGCUCCUGCAUCAUCAGCACAACAGCAUGUUCAGCUUCCCCGCCCAGCCUCACGACGGCGGCGACGUCGUCCUUGCUGCGCCGGCGGCGGUGGGGUCAAGAGACGGCACCGGCACCGGCGCCGGCGACCAAUGUGGCAGCGGGGUGCUGAUGGACCUAGCAGGACUCGACGAGCACUACAACUACAACUACAACAGCCUGAUGCAGAUGUGAUAUCGGUGCUGCAAGCUAAUAGCUGCUCCCUGCAGUGUGUGCUAAUGACCAGCUUUAUCUGAUUUUAUUCGUCCGUGAUCAAUCUUUGUGCAGAUUUGCUUGUGCAUCUAAUGCACUCGUAUACGUGUAGUUAAUCUCUACGGAUUUAGGAGUGUUGCUCGUUGCGUUUGGGUUGAUGCAUGACUCUAGGCUGUGGUGAAGUUCUGUGAUUCAUGUACAUAUUUGUGGAUCGGUUUAUUAUGUUGUUAGCCGGGGAGCUUAAGUUUGGAACCUUUUUGUUGGUAUAUUAUCUGUAAUUAUACAAUUUUAGCAUCAUAUAUAUAUAUAUACACUUGAGUUGUUUCAAA
This is a messenger RNA of Panicum virgatum (switchgrass), 2274 nucleotides long. RefSeq names its product NAC domain-containing protein 92-like. The record is from RefSeq and is a predicted model, not a curated record. Gene Ontology annotation, biological process: regulation of DNA-templated transcription. The transcript is spliced from 3 exons. The coding region runs from base 1040 to 1927 and encodes 295 amino acids. Gene Ontology annotation, molecular function: DNA binding. NCBI's taxonomy places the organism in Eukaryota, Viridiplantae, Streptophyta, Magnoliopsida, Poales, Poaceae.